GUUUGUGGUCCCACCCUGUGCUAGGAGAGAAACACGCACACAACUGUGUGGAGAAACACAACUAUAAAGACUUUGCUUAGUAAAGUAGUGAUGAAGCUAUUUUUUCUAGCGCUACUUCUUCUUAUUGCUCAGACUGCUCACCUGGCACCAGAGGGGGGUGCUGCUCUGCCCCAGUGGCCCCCACCAGCUCGUUCCACUCUAAAGAACAGGGCUGAGGGUCUGCGCCCUGGGGAUGGACCUCAUCUUACAGGCGCAGAGAAGCUGCGGCCAUUGGCACCUUCGGUGCGGUGUGAUGAUGACACCAUGACCCUGAGGCUCCGUGGACGCAGGGAUUCCGGUGUUCUGGUGGAUCGAGCGGGUGGCCCACCUGUCCCUGUGUCCCAUCUGCCUCCCCACUGUGGCUUCUCCCUCCGGAGGUCCAGGAGAGACCUGCUGCUGGUGGCUCCAUAUGAUGGCUGCCACGUGUCCCGAGAGGAUGGUCGCUAUGUUCUCCCCCUGCGUGUCCAUGGGAUGCCAGUGAAGAUGUCCUGCCCUGCGACCCCUCGUUCUCUGGCCACGGUGUCCUGCGGAGACUCAGAAAUGGUGGUCAGGGUGGAGGGGGCUUCAGCACAUGAGGUCAGAGUGAAGGUGAGUGGCUCCUGGAAGCCCCUGCGGUCUGUUUGUGGACAGUGUCUCUGCAGGGUUGAUGCUCAACGUGGACACCUGCUCAUUAGAGUCCCCUACACAUCUGUGUGUGUGAACAAGGAGGAGGCGGGGCCAACAAUCAGGCUGCUGACCACAUCUGGGGGGACCACUCUCUCAUGCUCUUUUGUACCGGAGAAUCCUGCCCCAUCUCCUCCUAUUCACCCUAUGUUCCCUCUCCACUACCCAGUGUCUUUCUACCCUCUGUUUUACCCUACAAUCCCUAGUCCAGUGUCCCCUAAAUACCCAUUUUCGCCAAUGAACUUCGCCAAUGGUGAUUCCAAGGUUCCUCCAGUAGAUGACCAAGGUGCCAACAGAUUCUCUGAUUCUGUCCAGCAUAUUUACCACAGUUACCCAUUUUACCCAAUUAUCUUCCCAAAUGGCUAUCCCAGGGUUCCUGUGGGUGACCUGGGCACCGAGGAAGCCCCUAAUACUCCUUUUGAACAGCAUAUUUAUCCCAGUUACCAAUUUUACCCCAUGAACCUCCCCAGUGGCUAUCCCAAGGCUCCUCUAGUAGGUGACCUAGGUGCCACCAAAGCCUCUUCUGAUUCUGUACCACACAUUUACCCCAGUUACCCAUUUUACUCAGUGCCCUUCUCCAACAGCCCUCCCAAAGCUCCUCCUACAGGUGACCAAGAUGCCAACAUACCCCCUUCUCUUGAUUCUGUCCAGCAUAUUUACCCCAGUUACCCAUUUUAUCCCAUUAUCUUCCCAAAUGGCUAUCCCAGGGUUCCUGUAGGUGACCUGGACACCAAGGAAGCCCCUAAUACCCCUUCUGAACAGCAUAUUUAUCCCAGUUACCCAUUUUACCCAAUGAACCUCCCCAAUAGUCAUCCCAAGGCUCCUCUAGUAGGUAACCUAGAUGCCACCACAUCCCCUUCUGAUUUUAUACAACAUAUUUACCCCAGUUACCCAUUUUACUCCUCAGAACCCUUCUCAAACAGUCCUCCCAGAGCCCUUCCUACAGGUGCCAAAGAUGUCAACAUACCCUAUUCUACUGCUGAUUCUGUCCAGCAUUUUUACCCCAAUCACCUAUUUUCCCAAAUGUCCUUGCCUAACAACGGCAGGGUUCCUGUAGAUAAUGAAGAUGCUAGCAAAGCCCCUCCUACUCCUGCUUCUAACCACCAUCCUUAUCCUCGCUAUCCUUUCUACCAAAUGUCCUUGCCCAGCAGCAACCCUGAUGCUGUACCUGAGCUGGGUUCUUCGGCUUCCUUGACUGCCCCUUCUAGUCACUCUGCUUAUGGGAGGUUUCCUCAGUGGUACCAGCGGCCACUCUCAGUCCCAGGGAGUCCAGGGAAGGACCCUGUUACACCCAGUGCUGCUUCUAGCAGCCCGAAUCCUGUGGGGGAACAGCUGUCCACUUACCCCUUGUACCCACCCUACUACCCAAUGUCCUCGUAUGGCGGGAGAGGUCCUGAGAUGGCUGAGCUCGAACGGGUUACCCCCCUUGCAACGCCUUGUCCUCCCCACCCCUCCCCCGCCACCACACUGUUCUGCGCCACUUCAAACACAGAGUCCAUGAUCAUGGGGAAAAACUCGCAGCUACAGCGCGCGCUCACGGCGCUUCUCGUGCUCGCGCUCGCGCUCGCGUCUCCCGAGGGCUCCGUUCGGGCGGGACGCUCGUCCUCCAGGGGUCUCCUGCGCACGGGCGGCUGGACACCGGAGGGACACGGAUCGUCCGGCGACGGCGAGCUGGACGGCGCCGGCGGGACCAUAGAGCGCAGUGAAGGACACCAGGCUCUCCAGGGCUUUCUGGCGGGUGCAGAGAAGCUGCGGCCCCUGGCCCCUUCGGUGCGGUGUGACGAUGACACCAUGAGCCUGAGGCUCCGCGGACGCAGGGAUUCCGGUGUUCUGGUGGAUCGAGUGGGUGGCCCGCCUGUCCCCUUGUCCCAGCUGCCCCCCCACUGUGGCUUCUCCCUCCGGAGGUCCAGGAGAGACCUGCUGCUGGUGGCUCCGUACGACGGCUGCCACGUGUCCCGAGAGGACGGUCGCUAUGUCCUGCCCCUGCGUGUCCAUGGGGCGCCGGUGAAGAUGUCCUGCCCCGCGACCCUCCGUUCUCCGGCCACGGUCUCCUGCGGAGACUCGGAAAUGGUGGUCAGGGUGGAGGGGGCUUCAGCGCAUGAGGUCAGAGUGAAGGUGGGGGGCUCAUGGGAGUCCUUGCUCUCCAUCUGUGGAUGGUGUGCCUCCAGUGUUGAUGUUCACCGUGGACACCUGCUUGUCACGAUCCCCUACACCUCAGCCUGUCUGGAGUCUGAGGAGGCCAGUCUCUCACUGAGGCUGCUGACCACAUCUGAGGAGACGACUCUGUCAUGCCCCCGACCCUCGGACGAUGAGGAUGAAGACGAUGCCGGUCCUACUCCACCUGCCCGUCCUGCGUACCCCAUGUUCCCUCCCUACUACCCAAUGUCCUUCUACCCUCUGUAUUAUCCUACUGUAGCCCCAACUGCCCCCAGACCCUCCUACCCCAGGUACCCAUUUAACCCAAUGGGCUUCCCCUACAUGUACCCCCAGGCUCCCCGGAGCGUGGCAGGUAAAGCGGCUUCCCAGGGGGUCAUGUACCCUGGUUAUCCCCUGUUCCCCAUGCCUUACGUGUACCGCUAUCCAACGGUUCCCCACCACUGACAUGGAUCCAUUCAGAAGAAGUCAACUCAUUCUCCUUGACUUCUAGACCCCUUUUUUACCCUCUGGGUACCAUGUGACUUUCCUGCUUCCUGUGGACAAUGCAGGUCCUGUGCUCUUCAACUGUACCCAUGUUCCUGUGUGCAGGAUGUGUCUCUCUCCCCUC
Scleropages formosus (Asian bonytongue) is the source of this 3466-nucleotide messenger RNA. RefSeq lists its product as uncharacterized. The transcript is spliced from 12 exons. Gene Ontology annotation, molecular function: acrosin binding; structural constituent of egg coat. Bases 91 to 3303 code for a protein of 1070 amino acids. Gene Ontology annotation, biological process: binding of sperm to zona pellucida; prevention of polyspermy. Gene Ontology annotation, cellular component: egg coat. The record is from RefSeq and is a predicted model, not a curated record. NCBI's taxonomy places the organism in Eukaryota, Metazoa, Chordata, Actinopteri, Osteoglossiformes, Osteoglossidae.